Molecule: messenger RNA, 4571 nt
Organism: Ceratitis capitata (Mediterranean fruit fly)
Lineage: Eukaryota; Metazoa; Arthropoda; Insecta; Diptera; Tephritidae
Product: cationic amino acid transporter 3
Exons: 9
Coding region: 132-3602 (1156 amino acids)
Biological process (GO): amino acid transport; transmembrane transport
Cellular component (GO): plasma membrane
Molecular function (GO): amino acid transmembrane transporter activity
Source: RefSeq, a predicted model, not a curated record
GUGAGACAUUGCCGUUUCUAAACACAAGUAAAUUUCUAUCUAAAAACAAUAAGAAAACUGAGAUUGGCGGAAGGGAGGCGACCUUGUGGCUCACAGCCUUUGCUUUUUGUAUACAUAAUACUUACUUAUGUAUGUUUAUGAUUAUCUUGUUUCUAUCUGCACGCAGUAGACGUCAUCAAACUCUAUUAAGUCAUAUUAAAACUCAGCUCUGGUUGACGUCAAACAAUAACAACAGCAGCAUGACAGCACAACCGACAUAUUGGAAGGUUCUCACACGUCGGAAAGUGCUACCCAACGAUGGUAUAGAAGGCGACACGAAGCUCAAUCGUGUCCUUGGCUUAUUUGAUCUGACCGCUUUAGGCGUGGGCUCGACUCUGGGUGCUGGUGUUUAUGUGCUCGCAGGGCAAAUAGCACGCGAUCAGGCGGGCCCAUCUGUGAUAUUAUCCUUCGCGAUUGCCGCGCUCGCCUCCCUACUAGCCGGAGUCUGCUAUGCUGAAUUUGGCGCACGUGUGCCCAAAGCAGGUUCGGCUUAUGUCUAUAGUUAUGUCUGUAUCGGCGAAUUUGCCGCAUUUGUAAUAGGCUGGAAUUUGAUGUUAGAAUAUAUAAUCGGCACGGCGAGUGUCUGUCGAGGCAUCAGUCUCUAUUUGGAUACGUUGAUAAACGAUACGCUUAAGCACACCUUCGCCGAGAUCGCGCCGAUGAAUGUUAGUUUUCUCGGUAGCUACUUCGACUUCUUUGCCUUCGGCUUAGUCAUCGUGUUUGGAGUUGCUUUGGCUUUUGGCGUGGAGACUUCGGCUUUGGCAAACAAUUUCUGCACGAGUUUGAAUAUUUUCAUAUUGUCGUUUGUUAUCAUAGCGGGCGCAAUUAAAGCCAACUUUUCCAACUGGUCCAUUGAUCCUCACACCGUCAACACGACCAUCACGAGCGUUAAUGACAUCGGCGCAGGCGGUUUCUUUCCAUUCGGCUUUGCCGGCACGCUCAAAGGCGCUGCCACUUGCUUCUUUGGCUUUGUAGGUUUCGAUUGCAUCGCCACAACGGGCGAAGAGGUGCGCAAUCCGCGUCGCAACAUACCGCGUUCCAUCCUGCUGUCACUUUUAAUCAUCUUUCUUUGCUAUUUUGGUGUGUCGACAGUGCUCACACUUAUGGUGCCUUACUAUGAGCAAGAUCCAAAUGCGCCAUUGCCAUUCGCCUUUAAACAGGUGGGUUGGACGUUUGCUAUGUGGGUGGUGGCUAUUGGUGGCCUGGUCGGUUUGUUGGCCAGUUUAUUUGGCGCACUCUUCCCCCUGCCGCGUGUCAUGUACUCAAUGGCAGAGGACGGCUUGCUGUUUCCCUUUUUGGGGAAGAUUAGUCCACGCUUUCGUGUGCCGGUAGGUGGCUCCAUCUUUGCCGCUUUAUUCACGUCUCUAAUGGCCGGCUUAUUCGAUCUCCAGCAAUUGGUUAGUCUUUUGUCUAUUGGCACUUUGUUAGCGUAUAGUGUGGUCGCCAUCUCCAUUGCCAUACUCAGGUACAUGGAGUCAACCGAAGGCUCAGAUUGUGAAAGCGGCACUCAACCGCUAACUGAAAACUCCAUGCUCACCUCAUCAGGCACACGUAUCACCGUCAAAGCUGUCCUCUUUCAGCUAUUCAACAUUAAACGAAUAGACACGCCCACUUCCCUCUCAACUCGGAUUGUUGGCACUUUAAUCGUUGUCUUUUGUCUUCUCUCCUUAGGUAUUGGCGUAAUACUCAACGAAGCUUACGAUGCCCUACUUCAAAACCAAUUGUGGGCUCUAAUUCUACUGCCUAUCUUAAUCUUACUUUCGCUGCUAGUUCUCGUCGCGAUUUGUAUGCAACCACGCGAGCCAAUAAUUAAAACUUUUCGCGUCCCCUUGGUGCCCCUUCUGCCUGCUGUGAGUGUAUUCAUCAAUAUCUACCUUAUGUUACAACUAGACGCAAUGACUUGGGUGCGUUUCGGCGUGUGGAUGGCGAUUGGUAUUCCCGUCUAUAUUGCAUGUUGGUGCAUGUAUGGAGUAAGCGAUCCAACGAAACGUAAUCCCGAGCGGAUAGCUUUUGAGCGCGGCUUGAAGGAGAGUGUGCGUUGCGAUAAGACGACCAAUGGUCAUUUCACCAAGGAUAUUAGAUCUAACGGUGUUCUAAAGAAAUCCAAAAGCGCAAAUGGCGUUGCGAAUGGCACCACCCUGAGCUCUCAGAAUGAGCACUCAGUCAAGAGCUUAGAUGAGAUAAUGAAUAUGAAUGAAGUCAGUGAUGAUCUGAUCGAGAUGAGGCAUCCGAAUGGCAAAGUUUUCUACAUUGAAGACAAUCGUAGUCACACGUCAAAGAAUUCUUUAGAUAAAUUAGAUACAGAGAAGGAUGGUACGCGCGAGGACGAGAAGUCCGUCAUAGCAAUGCUAGACGACGUCCUGCAGGCUGCCGAUGUGGGUACCACAAUAACAUCCAAUAUGCCCGAUUAUCGAAAAUUCAGCGUAGACUCAGAAAUGUUGCCAAGUGUGAUAGAGAUGAAUACAAUAGCGACGGUACACACCAGCAGCAACUCAUCCGAUGAUCUAGAGGCCGUACCAGAGGUGGAAAGCAUUAAGGGUUCGAGCAGCAGUAGUCUUAGUAGUGGUACGGAAAGAUUCACCGCAAGCCAACUGGCGGCGAAACAAUUAGUCGACGAUAUACUGAAUAGUGCUGAGCUUAUGGAAGCUCUACAGCAUCACAAACCACUGAAUGAAGCCAUUAAUCCACAAUUUUCGGACGUAAGUGCGGAAAUGGUAAAUAAUGAAUUGCAAAAUAAUCUGACUUUGGCCGGCAACGCUGAGGGAGACAAGGCAUUAGAAACAGAUGAGUCGCCUGGACUCGCGCGAAAAGGCUCAGAAGCUUCUCUGCUCUCCAUAGCAGAUCCCAUACAUUCAGAUAAAUUUAAAAACAAACUGAGUCAAAUACUUAUGUUGCCACCAAUGCAAGCUUCCACACUCAAAGCAGUAAAGGAACCUGUGCCAACAACACAGACAAUAUCAGACACUUCCUCGCCCCGACCACAGCUCAAGCAUUCAAAAAGUGAGACAGACGUACGUCAGCUUGUACUUAGAGCGAUCGAAAAUACAGGUUUAGCCAACUUAGACACCAAAGCAUCCCAGCCCACAGCAGAAAGCGACCUGAUACCAAAACCGCCGAAAUUCGACCCAAUACUCUAUAAAACAAUUAAUAAUCUGCGCUCAAAUAAGGAACGUCCCAGUCUACAGCGUCUAAUGGAUAGCCACGACAAUCCACCGCCCCUACUGAAGCCAAUCGUAACGCCAAAAGUCGACAAGCCCAAUGAGGAACCAGUGUUGCCCUUCAAACUGAAAUUGGAAGCAGUGUUAAAACGUGGUCCCUCACAUCGCACACAACAGCGGCCAAAACCAGUGGCCGUACGACGGCCCAAGUCGGUGGAGCCAAUAGCCAGUAAGGAAACCGCAAAGGAAGAACUAGAAAUAGAAACAGCUCUCAGGCCCGAACUAAAUGGCAUUGCGGGCAAAGGUAAUAUCGCUGGAAAACCGACAAAUGACGCGACUUUGAUUACCAAUGCGCGAAGCUUGCUGAAACAUGUGCCAAACGGUGCUGUCGAGCUGUAUGGGUAGCAGAUGGUGUGGCUUAGCAAAGAUUCUGGGGAUAUUCGCGAUAUUGUUUGUCUCUCCGUAUAACGGGAUAUACCGCGUUUUAGUAUUGUAGUUGUUAAAGAUAUUUAUUGUUGGAAUUUAUUAAGGAAAUCAUAUAUAUUAGAAAUAUUUAUUAUGUAAAGCUCAAGUAAAUGGCUCAAAGCCCAAAAACCUCACAAUUUGUUAUUAUUAUAGGUACACAGCAAAUCGGUAGUUUAUAAUAUAGUUUUGACCACAUUAGAACUGUAAAUGUAGAUAAACAACCAAACAUAAUCACUUUUAUUUCAAACUAUUAUUGCCUAUUACUAAUGGUGCUUCUAAAAGCUCAUAACAUUCACAAGCUUUUUGUUUUUGGAACCGUUAAAACCCUUGCAUGAACUAACACGUUUAAGUACUUUUGAUCGGUAGUGAGAUUUUUCAGUUAACGCAACAAAUGCAUGCAAUUUCAAUAAAAAUUUCAGGGUAGCACUUUAAUGUGUCCUUAUUUUGUGUUUACAAAUGCAUGAUAUUGUCCAAAUCAAAAACUAAUACAAAAUACAAAUUAAUAUAUAAAAUUAAUUAUCUUUUAAAAUAUCGUUAUUUAAAGUGAUCCUAUACUAACUGUAAGUUUAAGCUUUUGCAUAGCUUUCAGCUCGAGUAUGCGCGCUUAGUCCAGGUAGAAAUACUUUGUGAAAGGUUCUCCUCUUUGUUAAUUACGCUGAGAUCUUCUUGUAUCUUCUUGCAUCUUCUUGUACUUUGCUUGUACUUUUUGUUUGUCUCAAAACCUGUUAUUACUAACACAUUUUUACAUUACACACUGCAUCAUUUCAAUAAUGGCAUAUACAUACAUAUAUGUUUGUACACAUUUCUUUAACCCCCUUUCACAGGCUUGUCAAUAUACUUUUUCUAUGGACUACCGAAUAGUUUAAGACAGUUAAAGAGGCAGCGUAACGGUUGGCAAAAAAUGAAAAA